This is a messenger RNA of Sclerotinia trifoliorum, 1562 nucleotides long. The record is from the annotation of a GenBank genome assembly. Lineage: Eukaryota; Fungi; Ascomycota; Leotiomycetes; Helotiales; Sclerotiniaceae.
AUUCAACACCAGACUUUCCGGCGGUAUGGAUACGGCUGUAACUAAGAAGGUCAAAAGACUGCAUGCGAUAGAUGCUAUGGGCUUAAGGAACGAUGCGAGCGCAUGUCGCCUUCCGCAAGCUGUGCAAGAUGUGACAGAUUGGGGCUAGGGUGUUUAACUGUGCGACCGGUACGGCCGGCUGGCAGGAGAGUACAGCGUGCAGAUUCGGUGGGCAGAAUGGCGUUGGGUAACUCCAAAAAUUCGCAGUAGCAAUAUGAACCUAGCAUUCAAACGUAUUUGAACAUGGUUCCAAACUUGCAACCAGAAGAAAAGGACUUAUUAAUGUUUCUCCUAAGCCAGCAAGAAAACCUUAGUCAAUAUGUUGCGUUUCCAAGCUUUCAAGCUGAACAGCAGCAAUUAUUUUCUGCCCGGUUUUCAGCAGCCCUGCCAUCACUCAAAGAUGCUCUUCUCGCAUGUGCUAUAACUUUGAAGCAAUCCAGAACUGCAAUGGUCACGGAUACGACUUUUAGUGUGCAGUACAUAUUAAAGGCCAUGGAUGUAUUACGCUCUCUGCCUGUUUUAUCUUCACAGGAUGCAGUUCUAUGCAAUGCUUUGGGAGGUUUACUGGCUUUUUCUAUAUCUUCAGCCAUCGGUGUAGGAGUUCCAGAUAUUUGUCGUCACUGUCUCGGUACAACAACUUCAUUUGUGGAAACAGCAGUUUCUGAUGCAUCAAAUGAUCCGUGGAAGAGCUUUCUUGUCUUAUUGGAAACUCUGGAUUGUUUUGUUUAUCGACAAAAGCCGAUACUGAGAAUUCAGGUACUGUCCUCUGCUGUUGUUGAUUGUCGCCUUGGCCUCUGUUUGCCUCUGUUGCCUUAUUAUCAUGAUCUUUGUGUGAUCAGCAAUUCACUUAUCAAUAUUACGGACAUGGACGUUAUCGCUCGUUUACAAAAGCAGCUAGAUGAUACCCAUUGCAUCGUGGAGCCAUGGCAACCAUCUCAAUUGAAUCAGCUUGUUGAGCAGUUUGAUUCGACAGAAAUUGUCCACCUUCUUGCGCAAGCCAGGGUAUACCGCUUGGGGGCGCUCCUAUUGGGUCACCGGUUGCGGUUUCCAUUUGGCCAGGAGGACUCUCAGGCCGAAAUAUGGUCAAAAGAAAUUAUAAUGGAACUUGAACUUGCAAAAGGAGUCACGAAGAGAUCAAUGCGAUUUGUGACUUUACCAUUCAUUAUUGCAUCUGUUGAAGCUCGAGAUAAGAAUCUACGCUUUAGGAUUCUUGAGCUUGUGGAUGAUUGUGUCGACCAUUAUGCUCAGUUUUUACAAAAGGCAACCAAGAUAUUCUUGUCUAGGAUUUGGCAGGAGCGAGAUUUGAAUCUUACCACUCGCUGGUUUGAUUCUGUUCAUAAGCCAUGUCCGGUGUUGAAUUCUAUUAAUGCAACGUGUUUCAUUGGCUAGAUAUCUAAUGGAAUUUGUAUGAAGGAUAACUUUUACUAUGUCUUGUCACACGUAUCAGCUGGCAUAUGGGAAUAGCUUCAAAGGUCAUAAUUGGAUGAAGUAAUUAUUCUAAGAAUCAAAGGUCUUCAGGAAUG